AUAUUGCACCUAUCAUAACUACUUAAAACUGUUAUAAAAGUAAGUUUAUCAAACGGGAUAGCUUUGUUAAUUCCUCUAGGAUACAGGAGAUGAUGGACUUACAUUUUAUUAUUUUCCUUGGACUCUCUGCGGUCGGGGCUGCAAAGAACUAUGACGGGUACCAGGUCUUUAAGAUCCAACCCGAAGCGGAAGGGCAACUGGAAAAGCUCUGUGAACUACUUAAGGAUAUGCGUUUAGAUGUCUGGAAGGAAGGGGUUAUUGGCCAAGAAACCCAUGUCAUGGUUAACCCGGAACUGAUAAAAACAUUUCUUCACAAAAUGGAGAAAAACGAUUUGCAAGCUGACGUCAUGAUAUCAGAUGUCGGAGCACUGGAAAGAGCUGAACGUGAAGCCAUGAAACAAGGUUCCGAAUCUGCAUCAUUUGAUUACUCCACUUACCAUUCGUUAGCAGAGAUUGAAGCAUGGAUGACAGACUUCGCAGCUAAUGCCCCGCCUGGUAUAGAUGUCACAAAAAUCAAAAUUGGUGAAUCAUUUCAAGGACGGGACCUGAGUCUUUUGAAGGUUGAGAGAAACCCAAGUGCGACCAAACCAAACAUUAUCAUGAUAUUUGGUUCCCAUGGUCGAGAAUGGAUCUCUCCUGCAACGGCAUUGAAUUUUUUAAACUAUCUCGUGAGCGAAGCCAGUUCGUUGAACACGUAUAGCUGGCACAUAGUUCCCGUAAUCAACCCUGACAGCUAUUAUCGCACAACGGAUGCUGCAGGAGAGGAAAAGGACCGCCUUUGGAGGAAAACCGUGUCCUCGCACAGUAUAACCGUGAAUAAUGGAACUAAAACUCUGACUUGUUCCGACGGGGUGGAUUUCGAUCGUAAUUUUGAGAGAAUGUGGGUUGGAUAUGAUGAGAAAGCUGGCCCUGACUGCUCAUCACAAACGUUUUCUGGGCUAGAACCGUGGUCGGAGACGGAGGUACAGGCGAUUAGAGACUACGUCAUCUCGACCAAUGUAGCGGCAUUUGUCGACAUCCACAGCUACGGUGAAAUAGUCCUUUUACCGUAUGCAUACACAACGACAAGGGUGCCUCACUUCGACGAACUGAUGGAGCUUGGGACUAUUAGUGCAUCGGCAAUCGAAAGCAUUGAUGGACACACCUACGCCGUUGGACAAAUCCCUGACUUACUAGCUAUGGCCCAUGGAUUAGCGAUGGAUUGGACCUGCAAGGAUGAACACAUCUUGAUCUCGCUUGCGUAUGCGCUAAGAGACAAAGGAGAAUUUGGCUUCCUACUCCCUCGAGAUCAGAUUCAGAUAGCUGGCGAAGAAUUUAUUGCGGGAGUCAUGGCCAUGGUCAAUGGACUGCCGUAGAUAUGCCAGAAGCGCAACAGUUUCAAUAUUCAAGUGUUGCCAAUUGACAUUUUAAAUAGCAGCUUAAGAUCAUUGGGUGACUGUCAUUAUUCACAAGAACUAUAAUUAAAUUCGUUAGCAAUAUUUCAUAUAAGAUGCAAGAUAUAUACCACUUUAAUUUCGGUCCUUCACUAUUUAAUUUCACGACAUUGCACGAAGAUAUCUGCGUUUUAAUAUUUCAGUUUGAUCCAUAUUUUACUGAAUACUAAAUAAACAGUAGUUCUUCAAA
This is a messenger RNA of Mya arenaria, 1623 nucleotides long. RefSeq names its product carboxypeptidase B-like. The transcript is spliced from 11 exons. The record is from RefSeq and is a predicted model, not a curated record. NCBI's taxonomy places the organism in Eukaryota, Metazoa, Mollusca, Bivalvia, Myida, Myidae. Gene Ontology annotation, molecular function: zinc ion binding; metallocarboxypeptidase activity. Bases 90 to 1355 code for a protein of 421 amino acids. Gene Ontology annotation, biological process: proteolysis.